AUGUUAAUAAAUGAAUUUGCAGUUAAUGUAUCUAAUAGUAAACCAUGCAGAAAUUAUAAUGAUGGGCAAAUGUUUUUAGAUAUGAAGUUGGAAAAUAAAUUAAAUGAAAAUGAUUGCAUAGCAUUUGAUGGUGGUUACUACUACUAUAUUAAAAAAUCUAUAGAUAAUUGCGAUAGAAAAGGAAAUGAUAAAAUAAAUCUUAAUAAUUUUAUGUUUAAUAAUAAUGAAAGUACUAUAAAAGUUUACAGAUUUAAAAUAUAUAAUGUACAAAUAAAAUUAUCACUUCUAUUAUUAAAUAUUCAAAAGUUUUGUCAGUUAUAUAAUAUACCUAAUAAACCAAAUCAUCUGUUAUGGGUUAAUGAAAACUUUGAUUAUCCUAAUCCUAAUAGAAAUAAUAAUAUAAAUAGCAUUAUAUAUGAAUUUGAUAUAUUAAGAAUUACAGAUAUGACUAAUCAACAAGAUGCAUUUAUUUGA
Molecule: messenger RNA, 474 nt
Organism: Zychaea mexicana
Lineage: Eukaryota; Fungi; Mucoromycota; Mucoromycetes; Mucorales; Lichtheimiaceae
Exons: 2
Coding region: 1-474 (157 amino acids)
Source: RefSeq, a predicted model, not a curated record